This is a messenger RNA of Pelmatolapia mariae (spotted tilapia), 1270 nucleotides long. RefSeq names its product cyclin B2 (gene ccnb2). Lineage: Eukaryota; Metazoa; Chordata; Actinopteri; Cichliformes; Cichlidae. Gene Ontology annotation, molecular function: cyclin-dependent protein serine/threonine kinase regulator activity. Gene Ontology annotation, biological process: regulation of cyclin-dependent protein serine/threonine kinase activity; mitotic cell cycle phase transition. The coding region runs from base 96 to 1262 and encodes 388 amino acids. Gene Ontology annotation, cellular component: cyclin-dependent protein kinase holoenzyme complex; cytoplasm; nucleus. The transcript is spliced from 8 exons. The record is from RefSeq and is a predicted model, not a curated record.
GAUUUUGUUGGGAAACUGUCCUCUGCUAGUCUGAACUAUAUGCUCUUUUGCUUGUUCUUGGUCACUCUGUAUCCUCGUUGCUGCCCACGGUAAACAUGUCUGUGGAAGUUCGUGCUGCGCUCCUAACCGCAGAGAACCGGCAGAAACCGGGGAAAGCCGCCGCAGCAGCGGGUCCGAGGAGAGCAGCUCUCGGAGAGAUUACCAACUUUAACGCAGCAGUGACUGUCACAAAGAGAACAGGACAGACAAAAGUGUCAGCCAAGCCAUCUUGUGUCCAAGCGGCUAAACCUGCCGAGGUAGUGGUUCGACCGGUCCAAGCAGCUACAGAGCCUCUUCCUUUAGUUUUGGAGGAAUCUGCAACUGAUGUGUCCAUGAAGGAGGAGACUGAGUUGUGCCUAGCUUUCUCUGAGGCACUGCUUGCGGUGCAGGACGUGGAUGAGGAGGAUGCAGACCAGCCACAGCUCUGUUCAGAAUAUGUGAAGGAUAUCUACAAGUAUCUGCACAACCUGGAGUUGCAGCAGACGGUACGAGCAAACUACAUGCAGGGCUACGAAAUCACUGAUGGCAUGCGAGCGCUUCUCGUCGACUGGCUGGUCCAGGUUCACUCCAGGUUCCAGCUGCUGCAGGAGACGCUGUACCUCACAGUUGCCAUUCUGGACCGCUUUCUUCAGGUCCAGCCAGUCUCUCGCAGGAAGCUGCAACUUGUCGGUGUGACUGCCAUGCUGGUGGCCUGCAAGUAUGAGGAGAUGUACGCCCCAGAGGUUGGCGACUUUGCCUACAUAACCGACAACGCCUUUACAAAAUCUCAGAUUCUCGAGAUGGAGCAGCAGAUUCUGAAGGGCCUGAAAUUUCAGCUGGGGCGUCCUCUCCCACUGCACUUUCUCAGACGGGCAUCUAAGGUGGCAAAUUCUGAUGUGGAGAGACACACGCUGGCCAAGUACCUGAUGGAGCUGACCCUGCUCGACUACAAUAUGGUGCACUACAGGCCCUCUGAGGUCGCUGCUGCUUCCCUCUGCCUCUCCCAGCUGCUGCUGGACGGCCUACCCUGGUCUCCCACACAGCAGCACUACUCUACCUAUGAUGAGGCCCACCUGAAGCCCAUCAUGCAGCACAUUGCCAAAAAUGCUGUGCUGGUAAAUGAAGGGAAAACGAAGUUCCAGGCUGUGAAGAAAAAGUACUCGAGCAGCAAGCUUCUCAAGAUCAGCCUCAUUCCUCAGCUCAAAUCCUCAAUUGUCAAGAACAUGGCGGCAGCUGUACUCUGACUCAACUU